Orbilia oligospora ATCC 24927 is the source of this 2631-nucleotide messenger RNA. RefSeq lists its product as uncharacterized. The transcript has 6 exons. The record is from RefSeq and is a predicted model, not a curated record. Lineage: Eukaryota; Fungi; Ascomycota; Orbiliomycetes; Orbiliales; Orbiliaceae. Gene Ontology annotation, biological process: translational elongation. Gene Ontology annotation, molecular function: GTP binding; translation elongation factor activity; ribosome binding. Gene Ontology annotation, cellular component: ribonucleoprotein complex; cytosol. Bases 1 to 2631 code for a protein of 876 amino acids.
AUGGUUAACUUCACGGUCGAUGAGAUCCAUCUGUUGAUGAACAACCGACGCAAUAUCCGUAACAUGUCGGUUAUUGCUCACGUCGACCAUGGAAAAUCUACAUUGUCCGAUUCCUUAGUCGCGGCCGCUGGUAUCAUUGCCGCGUCCAAGGCCGGUGACCAGAGAUACAUGGACACCAGGAAAGACGAGCAGGAACGUGGUAUCACUAUCAAGUCUACUGCCAUUUCCCUGCACGCCGAUAUCCCAAAGGAGGAUCUUGCCGAUAUCAAGGAAAUCCAGGAGUACAAUGUCAAGGCUGAGAAGGAAAAGAAGGACAAGCUUGCACUAGAAUCCAACGACUUCUUGAUCAAUUUGAUCGAUUCCCCCGGUCACGUUGACUUCUCAUCUGAGGUCACUGCUGCUCUCCGUGUCACUGACGGUGCUUUGGUCGUCGUCGAUGUCGUCGAAGGUGCUUCCGUCCAGACCGAGACCGUCUUAAGACAGGCUCUUUCUGAGCGUAUCAAGCCAGUUCUGUGUAUCAACAAGGUCGACCGUACCUUGCUCGAGUUGCAGAAGACUUCCGAGGAAAUUUUCCUCAGCUUCCGUGAUAACAUUGAGAAGAUCAACGUUAUCAUCGCCACUUACCAAGACAAGGCCCUCGGCCAGGACUGGCAAGUUUCCCCUGAGAAGGGUAACGUUGCCUUCGCUGCCGCUCUCCAGGGUUGGGCUUUCACCAUCAGGUCGUUCGCUACCCGAUAUGCCCAGAAGUUCGGUGUCAACAAGGAGAAGAUGAUGGAGCGUCUAUGGGGCGACAUGUACUUCAACCCCUUCACCAAGAAGUGGACUAAGAACGACAAGCAUGAGGGCAAGCCACUUAACCGUGCCUUCAACCAGUUCAUCAUGGACCCAAUCUCCAAGAUUUUCAAGGAAGUCAUGGAGGACAAGCUUGAGGGUGAAAAGGGCAUCUUGGCCACCGUCGAGAAGCUCGGCAUCAAGCUCACAUCGGAAGAAAAGGCCUUGAAGCAGAAGCCACUCCUCAAGACCAUCAUGAGAAAGUUCUUGCCAGCUGCCGAUGCUAUCCUUGAGAUGAUGGUCAUCCACUUGCCAUCUCCUCAAAACGCUCAGGCAUACCGUGCUGAGCUCCUCUACGAAGGUCCUCCAGAUGAUGAGUCUUGCAACGGUAUCCGUGACUGCGACCCCAAUGCCCCACUCAUGCUUUACGUCUCCAAGAUGGUACCGACAUCUGAACGUGGACGUUUCUACGCUUUCGGUCGUGUCUUCUCCGGUACCGCCAAGUCCGGCUUGAAGGUCAGAAUCCAGGGCCCCAACUACGAGCCCGGAAAGAAGGAAGACUUGUUCAUCAAGGCUAUCCAGCGUACCGUCUUGAUGAUGGGUCGUCAAGCUGAACAAAUCGAGAGCGUCCCAGCCGGUAACAUUGUCGGUUUGGUCGGUAUCGAUCAGUUCUUGGUCAAGUCUGGUACUUUGGCUACUUCCGAGACCGCCCACAACUUGAAGGUCAUGAAGUUCUCCGUCUCCCCGGUCGUCCAACGUGCCGUCGAAGUCAAGAACGGCUCCGAUCUGCCCAAGCUCGUCGAAGGUUUGAAGCGUCUUGCCAAGUCUGAUCCUUGCGUCUUGAUCACCACCUCCGAAUCCGGUGAGCACGUCGUUGCUGGUGCCGGUGAAUUGCACUUGGAAAUUUGCUUGAACGAUCUCGGUGAAUUCGCCGGUAUCCCACUCAAGAUCUCUGACCCAGUCGUCCAAUACCGUGAAACCGUCACCGAGACCCCUAGAGAUGAGAAGCAACCACAGGGACCAGACGGUCUCCACCCACCAAUCUACGCCUUGUCCAAGUCGCCAAACAAGCACAACCGUAUCUACCUCCACGCCGCACCAAUCGACGAGGAGCUCUCCGUCGCCAUCGAUGCUGGCAAGGUCAGCGCCAAGGACGAUGUCAAGACUCGUGCUCGUAUCUUGGCCGACGACUACGGUUGGGAUGUUACCGAGGCCAGGAAGAUUUGGGCUUUCGGUCCAGAUACCAACGGCCCCAACAUGGUUGUCGAUACCACCAAGGCUGUCCAGUACCUCAACGAAAUCAAGGACUCCGUCGUCUCUGGUUUCCAAUGGGCAUCGAAAGAAGGUCCACUUUGCGAGGAACCCAUGCGAUCGAUCAGAUUCAACAUCAUGGAUGUUACCCUCCACGCCGAUGCCAUCCACAGAGGUGGUGGUCAGGUUAUUCCAACUGCUCGUCGUGUCAUGUACGCUGCUUUGCUCAUGGCCAAGCCAAACUUGAUGGAGCCUACCUACUUGGUCGAGAUUCAGGUCCCAGAAACCGCCAUGGGUGGUGUCUACUCCAUCUUGACAAGGAAGAACGGACAGGUCUUCCACGAAGAACAACGUCCAGGUACUCCUCUCUUCACCAUCAAGGCCUACUUGCCCGUCAGAGAAUCUUUCGGUUUCACCACCGACCUCCGUGCCGCCACCUCCGGUCAAGCUUUCCCACAGCUCGUCUUCGACCAUUGGCAAGCCGUCGAACUCGGAAAUGCCCUCGACCCCCUCUCCAACAUCUUCACCAAGGUCAUCCAGCCAGCCAGGAAGAGAAAGGGUCUCAAGGAAAACAUCCCAGACGUCAACGAAUACUACGACAAGCUCUAG